GAACUUAACAGUGUGACAUCCAGCGGAAGUAAAUACAAACGCUAGUAGCGUUAUCUGCGUGCAUGUAUUCAAUUAGCUGAAAGACGAUAUUGUAGCUAAUAAUUUAAUUGUAGUAGUAGCGCAGGUAAUAAUUUCAUUUGUAAUUAGGCAACAAUGUCUUCGGUCGAGUAUUUGAGAGCGUUUGUCAACGAGCGAUUAACUGCUGCUGCUGAAGAAAUAUUCGGAGUUUUAAAAAAUGCUAUCAUCGAGUACGAGGAAGAGAUCGAUCGUCAGCGCAGACUGCUGGAUAUCUUUUGGAAACCCGUAAUACAGUUACAAAGGAUAGAGCUCCCACAGCAACAUGUCUGUACGGAGGAGGAGGUUCUCGCUGACCAGCAGCUCUGUAUUCAGGAGAGGAACUCCAGUCUGGACCAAGAGGAGCCAGAGGCUCCACAAAUUAAAGAGGAACAGGAGGAACUCUACACCAGUCAGGAGGGAGAGCAGCUUGUACUGAAACAGGAGACUGAUACCGUCAUGCUGACUGCUACUUAUGAGGAUAGUGAGCACAGUGGACCAGAACCAAAAAGUGACCACCAGCUCGUCUCUUACAACUCUCAUGUAGCUGAGAGCCAAGAUCAGAAAGGAGGCAAUCAUGGAGACUCAGUACUGAAAUCUUAUAUAAUAAUCCACACAGAGCUCCCACAGCAACAUGUCUGUACGGAGGAGGAGGUUCUCGCUGACCAGCAGCUCUGUAUUCAGGAGAGGAACUCCAGUCUGGACCAAGAGGAGCCAGAGUCUCCCCAGAUUAAAGAGGAACAGGAGGAACUCUGCACCAGUCAGGAGGGAGAGCAGCUUGUACUGAAACAGGAGACUGAUACCGUCAUGCUGACUGCUACUUAUGAGGAUAGUGAGCACAGUGGACCAGAACCAAAAAGUGACCACCAGCUCGUCUCUUACAACUCUCAUGUAGCUGAGAGCCAACAUCAGAAAGGAGGCAAUCAUGGAGACUCAGUACUGAAAUCUCAUAUAAUAAUCCACACAGGUGAGAAGCCAAAUACUUGCAAAACGUGUGGGAGAGCUUUCAGACAGAGAAGUGACUUGACAGUCCACAUGAGAACCCACACUGGUGAAAAGCCAUAUACUUGCAAAACAUGUGGGAGAGCUUUCAGACAGACAGGUUCCUUGAAAGCCCACAUGAGAACCCACACUGGUGAGAAGCCAUAUACUUGCAAAACAUGUGGGAGAGCUUUCAGACAGACAGGUUCCUUGAAAGCCCACAUGGUAACCCACACUGGUGAAAAGCCAUAUACUUGCAAAAUAUGUGGGAGAGCUUUCAGACAGACAGGUUCCUUGAAAGCCCACAUGAGAACCCACACUGGUGAAAAGCCAUAUACUUGCAAAAUAUGUGGGAGAGCUUUUACACAGACAGGUGCCUUGAAAGCCCACAUGGGAACCCACACAGGUGAGAAGCCGUACCUUUGCAAGACAUGCGGGAAAAGAUUCAUUGAUAAUUCAACACUGAAAAAGCAUAUGAGAACCCACACGGGUGAGAAGCCGUAUACUUGCAAAACAUGUGGGAGAGCUUUCAGACAUAGUGGUGAUUUGACAGUCCACAUGAGAACCCACACUGGUGAGAAGCCGUACCUUUGCAAGACGUGCGGGAAAAGAUACUCUGAUGCGUCUCAGUUGGCAAGGCACAUAAGAUUGCAUACAGGCAAGUAGUCUUGUAUUUGAAAAUUAGGUGGGAGACGAUUCCGUUCGAGUGGUUUAUUGUCAAAAAACACAAGAACUCACAGAAGAGAGGAGCCACAUUAUUGCAGCACAGGAUCAAUAUACACGGGAGAAACCAUCGAGCUGAAACUCCUGUGGACACGUAAUGAAUGAAAUACACUUCUGCAGUAGCUACAUCUCCGUAACUGAAGGUAAAAUGAUUUCCAUAAAGACGAGAUCUCGAUAUCUUAGUGUAAAGUCCCACCCCCAUAUGACUAUUACUUAUAUUUCUGUUAGCAACAGUAUUUAUUUGAAACAAUCGUAAUCUCCUAAAUCGAGGAAAGAUGUUAGUUUGACAGUGAGUGCACAGUAAUGACUGUUAAAGUAAUGGUGUGAUGUAAAUGGUUGUUGGUUUUGCCAAAUGUCUGUUCAUGAAGCAUCUCGGAAUCAUUUUUAGUUUAAAGUUUACAAGGAUUUAAAAUCCACGCACCUCAAGUAGUAUUCGAUAGUUCUAUACGAAGCCUGCUACAUAUCUUUGCAAGAAAUCUGAUUUUACUUUUGAGGGUUACUAACAUCACUGUUACAUCACUUAUAUUGCCAUAUAAAAAGUCCUAUUAAAUGUGAAUGUGUCUCCUUUUUGCUAUUUUUAUACACUACCUCACUUAUGUGUCUGACCAACAGACUAAAUCCCAAAUCUGGCCGUUAUUGCUUGAUAAAUGACUUAAAAGAUGAACUGAUUAUCCUAAUAGUUGCUGGUUAAUGCCAAUUAAUCUUAAAGAAUACCAUGGAGACUCUGUAUCAACUAGAAAUGCAGAGCCAAAACCACAGAAGAGACAUCAUAAAAGCAAUAGUCACUAACAAUGUAACCCUACCAUGAUAAAGAUUCACUGUAAUACUUGCACAGGUCAAAAGGCUUUAAAAUGUGACACAUGGGAUGGUUUUUAAGCAUAAGUCAAGAUUGCAGAGACACCUGAGCAUCCGUAUGCAUGAGAAGCCAUAUUCUUGCAAAACAUGGGAGAGGUUCAGUAAAAAGAUGUUUAAACUCA
Molecule: messenger RNA, 2735 nt
Organism: Siniperca chuatsi (mandarin fish)
Lineage: Eukaryota; Metazoa; Chordata; Actinopteri; Centrarchiformes; Sinipercidae
Product: zinc finger protein 502-like
Exons: 3
Coding region: 154-1701 (515 amino acids)
Cellular component (GO): nucleus
Source: RefSeq, a predicted model, not a curated record